AUCGUACAUUUCCAAAACUAUCGUACCUUAUAAUACCUUUUUUUUCUUUUCUUUCUCUCAUUCCCAGUAUUUCUCUUAUUAUCUGACCCGGCCUGGCUCUCCAUCGCUAAGGGGAAAAAUGAAAUGACGGAGUGCACGCGGGUAAAUAGUGUGUGAGGCUUGAGAGGAGGCGGGUAUGCGUAAUAAUACCUGCGCCCUGACAUUGCUGGGAAUUUUAUCACCAGCCAGCCAACCUUCCCUGCCUCACUCAGUCUCCAUUCAGCCUCCAUCGGGUAGUAUACGUCCGCCGCUCCGCUCCGUACCUUGGCAUUGUGUGUGUGGAUGUGAGGUCAUUUUCGUGGCCUCGGUGACCUGUGUGACCUAUGUGCGUGUGUGUGCGGCAGGGUCACUAGCACGGACAAGGACACGCACUUGGAAAUAGAGAUAGAGAAAUUAAAGAGAGAGAGAGAGAGAGAGAGAAAUUGAAAAAUAAAAAAAAAACGAAUAUUUUUUUUUUAAUUAUAAUUCAAGAGGGAAGAGGAGGAAAGAUAAUGGAGAAUUAAGCCCCCCUUCCUGCCCCCUCCCCCUCCCCUCCCCCUCACCGGCCCCCCCCCAUAACCCCCCCAAAGAAGAUUCCCCCCCACGUGCCAAGAUAAACAAACAAACAAGCAAACAAACAAAACAAAAAUGAAUAACAACAACAACAACAACAGCAGCAGCAGCAGCAGCAGCAGCAGCAGCAGCAGCAGCAUUAGGAAGGCUUUCAAUUUUGGGACUGCAAGAUGGGCGUGGCGUUGUCUCCUCGUCGUCCUGGCCGCCCACCACGCCCGCGCCUCCACCACAAACUGCUCGCUUCCUCUCAGCUGGCAGGGAAGAUGGUUUCAUUCGGGUGUCACGGCCCCUGUGGUCAUUGGGCCUAAGCAAAUUGACUUCAAGGGCACGUGUACGGAACAGGAUCGAGACAGGUUUCUACUUAAGGACCCGGUCCACAACUGCUACCGUUGUCUUGUCGUUCACCAGAGGCACUACAAUGUUCUGCAAUACAAGGAGACAUUCUGUGACGCAGCUGGAGGACUCGCCAACGUGUGUGACAUGCUGACGGGGGAUUCUCUACUGAACUCUCUAUUCAGACUUGAUGCCGAGCCUAUUCCCUGUCCAUUCCCGGAUUCCUAUACCUUCACCUACGCUCGCGGCCAUUCUGAGUGCGCCUACCCACUCAGCACAGUCGAUUCUUGCACGGUGGAGCAUAAAAUGUUGUUCAGAUAUCAAGCUUGCCCUGAUGUCCAAGGCACGGAGAGCACACAGGAGGAGCUGGUGUGUCUGGGCAAGUGGCGGGAAGGAAGCAAUAAUUAUCUCGUGGGGAAGUCAGACAACCCGAGGGCCACAUCCGACGAGGACAGGUACCAGUGCUUUGUGUUUAAGGAGUGGUCAAGAGGUAACACCAAAGGGUACCAUGUUGCUCAGAGUGGUGACGCUACCUGCAAUGGCCUCUACUCCAUCUACGGGGGCUCCAUGCGGCUCGUCAUGCAGAGAGUGGACUCCAGCGGUUCAAGAUGCAACUUUCCAAUCUGGGUUGAAGGUGGACACAUAUGGCAUUCAUUGGACAGCACCACCACUCUUCAUGUGUCCAGGAAGAACCACACGCUUAGACUGAAGACUCCUGAGAGAAUAGUGACGCACUCUUGUCUGAUGCCCUUCGCCCACACCAGGAUGUCCGCCACUUACGUAACCAAAGUUGUGCAUGGCUGCACAAGCGGUUAUCAGUGUGUGCAUAUCAUAGCAAGAGAGGAAUCGGUGUUGGAAAUCAUAAUGGGUAAGGUAACUCCCGUAUCCACCGCGGCGUGUAACAGAAACCAUUUCAACGCCUCCUCCACAGACUUCACUACUUUUGUCAGCAGCAAGGCGGAAAGCCGGCAGUGUCCGGGCGUGGGUCGCUACGAGGUAGUGGGCGGCGUGUCCGAGUCUUCAGUGUCUGGCGAGGAGAUGGGCGUGGCGGCGGUGGGCGUGGGCGGGGUCGGAUCUAACAAUGGGUUCCCUCUUUACGCCCACGAUGACGAGGUGCCGCUGAGAGAGCAGUGCGUGGGCGGCCCCUUCACUCACCUGGCCGUGGGAUGCACCGGAAGUGACACCUUGAUUUUAAGUAACCAGUGCUCCUCGGCAGAGUACUCCUGCCACGGGUCAUGGGUGGACGGAGGGAGGCAGUACCUUGUCGUCACGCCCACGUCCCGGAGCAGCAAGGGCGUGAGGCGGCUGUGUUUGGUGCUGGAGCGUGGCGCGGGCGUGAUGUCCCUCGCCUCCUCCACACGCUCCUGCGGGAGGGAUCUCUUGCCGGGUCUUCACGGGCACAUGGCUCUCAACACCACGAGUACUGGUGGGUGUCACUCCACUCCGCCGUUGAAUGGGUCAGGCAGCUCCUCCACUCACUCCUCCGUCACCCUGCGGCUGCUGCUCCUCCUGCCACGCCUCCUGCAGCGCCUCCUCGUCCCUGCGUCCUCAUUUUGACGUGUGGGGGGGUGAGGGAACAGGGCCGGAGCGGGAAGCCAGCUGGAAUCACACCACGCCCCUGGAAUGCCCCUUAAACACACGCCCCUGGAACGAGUCUGGAGAUAGGAGGGGUGGGUGUGUCCGGGACUGGGUGAAGGUGUGGGUGGGUGAGUGUGGAGGCGCCAGUGUCCCUGUGCCAAUGGUAUGAACCAGUGCCCCCCGCGGGAGUGUGUGCGUGUGUGUGUGUGUUAGCGGGACCCGUGGACCAAGAGUAGGGGGAUGUGAAUAUUGCCCCCUAGUCAAGAGAACUUCGUGAAAUUACAGUGUGUUUCAAAAGGCCUGUGUGAUUCUUCAUGUGCCCGCUGUAGUGGUGUAGACUAUAGAGCGUUGGCGUUUGUAGCUGGUGUAGAAUAUGUAGAACUGUGCCAGGCUGCCGUGUGUGGGUGUGCGCCCGUGCCAGCCCUGUCCCUUCCCGCCCAGGUCCCUUGCAACCCCGAGGACACCCUAUCCUUCCCGAAAAGCGCCCGUACAUCACCCUUACGUGCCCCUGAUGCAGUGUGAGUGUUAGCAGGAACCCUACAGAACGCAUUGUGCCCUAGGGUGCGUCAGGGGGUACCAGUCACUCCCAAGGGUAUCGCGGACCAGCCACCGUGUGUUUAGUGAGAGAGAAGUGUGGUGGCUAGGUCUACAAGGGGGUGGAAGGGCAGGGCGAGGCGAGGCGUCACUCCCAUGCUCGUGUAGGUGUUUGUCGUGUUACUAAGCUUCAGUAACCUGGUCCGGCUGACGUCGCUGCUUGGGGCGUGAGAACAAUUUGGCGGCGCUGUGUGGUGAAGUGUUGAAAUAUCGUGUUUUUUUUCCUUUCAUAUGUGGUUUUCAUGUUUUUUGUAUCCCAUAGCACAAUUUAGGGCGUUACGCUGUGCCAACUGAUUAUUUUAGCCCCCAGUCAGCCCCAUACACCUCCAAUUAGCCCCAGGUAUCUUCAGACACCCUCACUCGCUCCGGUUGUUCCCCAGUCACCCUCCUCCAGUCCACAGUUAGUCCAGUCAGCCCCAGGUCUAACCAAUCCCAACAGCCCCCAAACAAGUCCCACUCAGCACCAAGUCAGUCCCAAACAACUCGGCCUCUAAAACACCCCCCGUAGCCAGUCUCCAGUCAGCCCCAUGUAGCCAGCAGUCAUCCCUCACUCACUCCUCACUCAGCCAUCGGUCAGUCCCCAGCCAGUCCCCAAUCAGUCCCUAAUCACCCUUCACUCAGCCCCAGUCAGUCCCAUCCAGCCCUCAAACAUUCCUGACUCAGCCUCCAGUCAGCCCUCAUUCAAUGCCCAAUCAGCCCCACCCAGCCCCAAUUACCCGUCAUUUAGCCCCAUUAAGCCCCAACCCACCCCUGACUCAGCCCCUAGGUACUCCCAAUCAGCUCUCACUCAGCCCUCACUCGGCUUCACUUAGCCCCAGUCAGCCCCAAGCGCAAGGUGGCCACGACUGUAGCACUGACGAUGUUUUGGACCAGUAGAUAGACAGAACUCGGUAGAUGAGGUAUACUUCAGGCCCGCCCAGCCCCACGACGGCCACGCCCACCACACCACACCGAGUCAGUCAGUCAGUGAAGGGCGUGGGCGGGGCGGGUUGAAGUUUUUUGAUAUCAUGCUAAAUAUCUUUGUGCUGAGAUACAAGGUCUUAUGUGUUGCUGUUAGUGUGUGUGUGUGUGUGUGUGUGUGUGUGUGUGUGUGUGUGUGUGUGUGUGUGUGUGUGUGUGUGUGUGUGUGUGUGUGUGUGCGGUGGCUGUGGUGGUGGUGGUGGUGAUGGGUCAUUGUGGUGUUCAGACAUUCAGAUAUACUUCAUACAUACUUGCGUGCAUGUACACACACACACACACACACACACACACACACACACACACACACACACACACACACACACACACACACACACACACACACACACACACACACACACACACACACACACACACACACACACACACAGAGGUAAAUAUCAUCUAGGUAUCUUAUCACAUAUCUAUCCAUCUAUCUAUCUGUCUGUCUGUCUGUCUGUCUGUCUGUCUGUCCGGCUGUUUAUCUGUCUACUUAACAAACUAAAUACAUUGAUAGCUAGAGCGAUAGAUAGAUAGAUAGAUAGUACAUACCUCUUUCCAUUCACACACACACACACACACACACACACACACACACACACACACACACACACACACACACACACACACACACACACACACACACACACACACACACACACACACACACACACACACCAUCAUCGCAGCCUGCCAAACUGAUUCUCAUUAAUUUAGACCCCUGUUGCUGAGCCAGUACUGUAUCUAGAAGCCGUCCGUAGGGUCAUCCUGUGCUGAGCGCCGCCCCCCGCCGCCCCCCUGGCACACCCCUCACGCCCCCCGCCCUUGCUCCGCGCCCCCCCACCACCCCCGCAGCACCAGCAACACCAAAUUUACCCCCAGGAUCUUCCCAGCCAAUCAGGAAGGUCCAUUGAACAUUCAGCCAAUUGGAAUACACGUCUUAUUCAUCAGUGCCCAGUGAAAUGACUCCUACAAAAUUCGUCAGCCAAUCACAAAAGGCCAUAGAACAUUCAGCCAAUAGGAAUGGAUCUCAUUAUUAUCAGUGACCAAUGAAAGGACUCCUUCAGAAACUAUAUGCCAAUGAAAUGGACUUAAAUCUACCCCAUGAUCUUCCCAGCCAAUCAGAAGGGCCCGGUGGACAUUUAGCCAAUAGAAAUGCAUGUUUCAUUUAUCUGUGGCUAUUGAAAUAACUGUAGAAUUCGCCAGCCAAUCAGAGCUUCAGAAAUCUUCCAGGCUGUUGUAGAAGGUUCCUAGUUUAUCAGCAGCCAAUAGAAAGUCCUAAACAUUACCAGCCAAUCACAGGACCCCUAGAAAGCUCCCAGCCAAUCACAGGAUCCCUAGAAUCUCCCAGCCAAUUACAGGACCGCUAGAAAACUCCUUGCCAAUCACAGGAUCACUAGAAAACUCCCUGCCAAUCACAGGAUCACUAGAAAACUCCCUGCCAAUCACAGGACCGCUAGAAAACUCCCAGCCAAUCACAGGACCAGUAGAAAACUCCCAGCCAAUCACAGGAUCGCUAGAAAACUCCCGGCCAAUCAUAGGACCGCUAGAAAACUCCCAGCCAAUCACAGGGUCCCUAGAGUAUGAACAACCAGUUAGACACCUGCUAGAAUGUAACCAACCAAUGAGGGACGCAGAAGACAGCCCUCCAAUGGAAAGCUACCCAGGGACCUCCGUAGCCAAUCAGAAAAGGCCUGUACAACAUCGAGCCAAUAGGGGUGCAUCUCAAUCAUCAGCGACCAAUGAGAUGACCCCCUGCAGAAUCAGUCGUGCUUCCGUCACCAGUCUGUUUUGGUGGUGGGCGAGGAGGAGGGUCACCAGUACCAGCAAACAACACGGGCGUCAACGCUUCACAAAGACAAGUUGAGGUCAAUGGGAAGGCGAGUCAAAAGCUUUCCACUCGACCGCAUUCAGAAACACUGCCACACUGCACCUCCACUACAUCCCAAAGGCUCUAGUUGAAGUGACACGGGUUCUCGGGGUGUUUAUGUGGUUCGAGUGACACCUAUGAACCGGAAUUAGUACAUGGGGAAGGCAGGAAGGCACCCACGUCGUUCAUGGCUGCCACACUGCACCUCCACUACAUCCCAAAGGCUCUAGUUGAAGUGACACGGGUUCUCGGGGUGUUUAUGUGGUUCGAGUGACACCUAUGAACCGGAAUUAGUACAUGGGGAAGGCAGGAAGGCACCCACGUCGUUCAUGGCUGCCACACUGCACCUCCACUACAUCCCAAAGGCCCUAGUUGUAGUGACACGGGUUCUCGGGGUGUUUAUGUGGUUCGAGUGACACCUAUGAACCGGAAUUAGUACAUGGGAAGGCAGGAAGGCACCCACGUCGUUCAUGGCUUCAGAACACUUACGAUAUCCAGAUGCUGCAAAACACUAGGGUUCGAGGGCAGGAGACACCCGCAAACUCAUGACGUCUUGACAUUCGCAACAGUCAGUGCAUAGUGGACCGGAUGCAGUCAGUACGGAAAACAGAACCUGCUUAGAAACAUAGGGAUUUGAAUAAGUUGUCUCCGAGGUUAGAAGUUAAGGAGUUAGUUGAGAAAGGCCCCGUGUGAAGCGUCCGACCAAUUAUACAGAAAACCAAAACGAAAGCUGAAAAGGAAAGAAAAAUAAUGAAUAACAAACCUAAUUCUUGUUCCAAACUUUCAAAAAUUCAGGAGUUAGUUGAGAAGGACCUUGUGUGAAGUGUUAAGGAGUUAGUUGAGAAAGGCCCGUGUGAAGCGUCCGACCAAUUAUACAGAAAACCAAAACAAAAGCAGAAAAGAAAAAAAAAAAAAUGAAUAACAGACCUAAUUCUUCUUCCAAACUUUCAAAAUUAAGGAGUUUGAUCCAGAAGGGCCCCGUGUGAAGCGUGACGCGUGGCUGGGUGCCCUGGAGUAAGCAUGGCGUUGAGGGGGCGGGGUAAUAGCGGGGCUACCAUGUGUGUAUCAUAUGAACACGGGUCUAAGGGGGGGAAAGGGUGCUACGAACAUACACACACGCACAGGAAACGCACACACACACACACACACACACAUACACACCCUUUCCUCCCCAUAACCCUUGAAAAGAUUGGAAAGACUUACAAAAAAAAGCGAGACAAGUUUCCCUUAAUGACGUCAGCCUGUGUGUGUGUGUGUGUGUGUGUGUGUGUGUGUGUGUGUGUGUGUGUGUGUGUGUGUGUGUGUGUGUGUGUGUGUGUGUACUGUCAAAAAAAUAUACAUAACAUUUUGUAUAUAGUGUUCAAUUUUUUCAUUUUAUUUAUUUAUUUAUUCUUUUUUAUGAUUUUUUUUGGAGGGUUUGUUUAUCUUGUGACACGUGGUCGGCGGUCACGUGAUGUAAACAAAGGCUGACGUCACGGAGGUAAAUAAAACCCUCGUGUGUGAUUGGUCCUUGGAGUGUGACCAUGCAGGGACCAGCCAAUAGGAGCACGUCUUUGUAGUAACUGAAUAUUUUUUUUAUAUUUUAUUUAUUUUUUUCUUUCUUUUUCUCUUUUUUUUUUUUUUCUUUUUUUCUUUCUUUCUUUCUUUCUUUCUUUCUUCACAGCAAUCCCUCUUGGACCAAUGGACACACACACACACACACACACACACACACACACACACACACACACACACACACACACACACACACACACACACACACACACACACACACACGCGAAACCCGAAUUCUGAUGUAGGUUUAAAACACACACACACACACACACACACACACACACACACACACACACACACACACACACACACACACACACACACACACACACACACACACACACACACACACACACCUUUGGCCCUUGAGAGAUGAUGAAAACAAACAAAAAACAAACGAGUCAGCAGAAGGUCUGUGAUCUGUGUGAAUGUCUGUCUGUCUGUCUGUCUGUCUGUCUGUCUGUCUGUCUGUCUAUCUGUUUGUCACGAUGGAAAUACUCGACAAACAUCAUUGAUUAUUAUUAUUAUUAUUAUUAUUAUUAUUAUUAUUAUUAUUAUUAUUAUUAUUAUUAUUAUUAUUAUUAUUAUUGUUGUUGUUGUUGUUGUUGUUGUUGUGUAGGAUUUUUGAGUGAAUGUAUUUUGUCUCUCUUCUUUCUUUCUUUUCUUUUUUUUUCUCUAUCCCUUUUUUCAUUCCUUUAUCAAACUGUCAAGGUGAGGAAAGUUCUCUCUCUCUCUCUCUCUCUCUCUCUCUCUCUCUCUCUCUCUCUCUCUCUCUCUCUCUCUCUCUCUCUCUCUCUCUCUCUCUCUCUCUCUCUCUCUCUCUCUCUCUCUCUCUCUCUCUCAAUAUAGUGAUGGGUACUGUGUCUAGCAGAGAGAGAGAGAGAGAGAGAGAGAGAGAGAGAGAGAGAGAGAGAGAGCCUUGACAUCAGAAAUUGAAGUUAAAGAAGAGGCGGAAACACAUAAAAAUAAACACACACACACACACACACACACACACACACACACACACACACACACACACACACACACACACACACACACACACACACACACACACACACACACACACGAGAAGAUGUAUUAAUUGAAAAGGACAGUUAAUUAAAAAGGGAAGAUAUAACUUUAUAAAUACAAGAAUAAUUAUUUUUACGCGCAGGGGGAAAGAAAACGGAAUUUUUAGCUCAGUCUCCCAUCCCCCCUUACGAAAAUCAGGAAAUGACCGCUGUAUUUUAACGUUUUCAGUCCAGUUUUCUUAUAACACCGUGAUAUUUGCUCAUGCAUGGUUGAUAUAGCUGGGAUGCAAUUAUAUAUAUUAGGAUUUAAUUAAAAACAAGGUGAAUAUUACGUGUAAAGGUGAUACGUGAUAUAAAAAUAUGAGAAAAUACAAAAAAAUAGGUAGGUAGGCACUACGUACUCAACUCAAAAUAGGGACGGAACCUGAAUAUUGUAAAUUUUUUUUUUUUACGUAAUUUAAACCAUCUACCACAUUAAGGCAAAAAAAAAAAAGACUAAAUGAUACAAACUUCCUAACUGAAACAUGCGAGGAAUGUAUUUAAAAGUAUUUAGGAACGGGAAUAGUUCAAGUUGUCGUACGUUGCAGGAGAUAAAUGAACUUAAAUAUUGUACCAUUUUCAUACUGAUGUAGGCUUCCAUUCACCACAACGGGAAGGAAAAAAAAAAAAAUAACGAAUUCACGCAAGAAAUUUAUUUGUAUAUACUUAGAAGAGAGAUCAAGUCGACGAUACUUGAUAAUAUUUUCAUACAAAUUCACGCUUCUAUUCACCAUAGCGGGAAGAGAAAACAAGAACAAAAAAUACAAACCAACCAAACUACACGAGGAAAUGAUUAGAGGGUACUUAAACGAAGAAAAAGUUAAAAUUGACUUGGUACCGUCCUUGGCUUGAGAUGGGCCGUAGUGUUUGUUUUGAUGGUGCACGUGGCGGAGGGAGUUGCUGGCGUCCCCGAGGGUAUAUUGGUCACCUCGUCGUGGCAGAAGGAAGGGUAAGAGUGAGGUGCGUGUCUAUUGGGUUGUUAUUGUUGACUGUUUUUAUUAUUAUCAUUAUUAUUGUGGUUUUAUCAAGGUUUUGGUGAAGAAAGUAACAUUUUUUUUUCUUCAUUACUGUUCUUUCUACAAUAUUUUUUGCUCCCUAUCUUUUUCAUGUUUAUUUUUCUCCAUUAUCCGAUCUUUCUCUAUUCCCUUACCAUUGUUCGGCUUUUGUUUAUCACCAUCUCUCCUUCUUUCUCUUUCCUCUCUCGUGACUUUUGCUCAAUACUCAGUGAAGGAAGAUUUGUUUAUGAAAGAAAGGAGGAAGAGGAGGAGGAGGUGGAGAGAAAUAUAUUGAUCUAUUUUAUUUAUUUUUUGAGUCGGACUUCUUAAUUAAACAAAAAAAGCGAAGAAAUGUGCAAUGAAAGAAAAAUAUAAUGUCAUUUUGUCUUUUUUUUUUUUUUUUUUUUUUUUUUUUUGAUGUGUUUUUGAGUGCGUUGUAAAAAGACAAUUAUCUGUUAUUAUUAUUAUCAGUGUUGUUUAUGUGUUGGUGGCGAGAAGCUGUGAGGAGUUUGUUUGUUUGUUUGUUUACUUGUUUGUUAUUAGUCUCACCGUAAACACAAGAUGGCGGAAGAAGGAGGAGGAGAAGCAGGAGGUGAUGGUGGUGGUCAUCUUCACGUACUAGUAGGUACACACAAGGUAGCGUAUACAUGUACACACAAAGUAUUUAUAUAUAUAUAUAUAUAAUCUUAUGUACGUUUGUGUACGUAUUAAUCGUGACGUGUGGCGGCGAAACGUACACAUGCCAACACUUGCAAUAACUGAAGCUGUGUGCGUGCUUGGUGACGUACACACGCACACACGCACAUGCACACACGCACACAAGAUCUGUAAAUAUGUAUGUAAGCGACUACACACGGAAAUCCAUGACUGUUUUUUUUUUUUAACGUACAUAGAAUCAUCGAACUGUGUGUGCGUGUGUGCGUGUGUGCGUGUGUGCGUGUGUGUGUGUGUGUGUACGUCAGUGUUCCAUACAGUUACUAUGCAUCGUGAGGGAGGAGUGGGGGGGUGUACAGAAUGGGGGGGGAAGGAGGGAGCGACCGUGUGUGUGUGUGUGUGUGUGUGUGUGUGUGUGUGUGUGUGUGUGUGUGUGUGUGUGUGUGUGUGUGUGCGCGCGUAGGGGUAGCGUUAGAAGGGUGGGGGGGUUCGUGUGGGGGGAGGGAGGGGGUAGGGGGGCUGUGUACGUAUGUAUGUGCGUGGGGUAGUGUGUACGUGUUUAGAUGGCAGUGGUUUUAUGUGCGUGUGCCAGCAAUGUUGUGGGCGUGGGCGUGGUGCACACACAAACACACACACACACACAGACACACGCAAACAAACAAACAAACAAACAAACAAACAAACAGACAAACAGAAGAGAGAAAAAAUGAAAAAAACGCUUAUGUUUAAACUAUGCAUUUUACACACACACACACACACACACACACACACACACACACACACACACACGCGCAAGCCACGCCCAGUCCCCACUUAAACAGAAUCAAACAAAACAAUAGUAAUGCGUGUAGAUUGUAGCCCCCAAUAGCUUAACAAAAAAUAAUAAUAAUAAUAAUAAUAAUAAUAAUAAUAAUAAUAAUAAUAAUAAUUAAAAAAACACCAAAAAAACAUUAAGAUACAAAAACAUGUAAAAAAAUAAUAAAUACAAAAAAAUAAAGUUGUACCCCCUUAAAAAAAUGAAUAGAAAAUGAAAGUUUCCCCAUAAUAAAAAAAAAUUAUUAUAAAAAUGAUAAAAAAAAAAAAUGAACCAGGAUAAUACCAGUGUUUGUAUACAGUUCCCGUUUUCUGUUGGCCGUUUUCUUUGCGUGUCGCGCCAGUUUGAUAGAAUUUUACAUUUUUCUUUUGAAUUGAAUACUUUUCCUCUCUUUUUUAAUAAUUUCUUUCAUUUUUUCCAUUCUUUCUGUACAAGGAAGGAAUCUUUUUAGUAUAUUUGUAUAAAGAAAUAAAAACAAAUUAAUUAAUGGCAAGUGAAGAAAUGGUGAUAAAGAGAGAAAAUGAAUUAUUAUUAUAAUGAUGAGAAACAAUGAAAUGAUGAUGAUGAUGAUGAUGAUGAUGAUGAUGGUGACAAACUGAUGAAUAAAUAAUAAAAGUGAGUGGUGGAGUGUU
Messenger RNA from Scylla paramamosain (green mud crab), 11624 nucleotides. RefSeq lists its product as uncharacterized. NCBI's taxonomy places the organism in Eukaryota, Metazoa, Arthropoda, Malacostraca, Decapoda, Portunidae. The transcript has 13 exons. Gene Ontology annotation, biological process: autophagosome-lysosome fusion. The record is from RefSeq and is a predicted model, not a curated record. The coding region runs from base 667 to 2481 and encodes 604 amino acids.